AGGGUUGCUGAAAAAUUCGAAAAAGAAAGUGGGGGAAAAAAAGAAAAUAGAGCUCCUCAAAAUCCCCAUUUCCCAUUAAUGCCUUACUUGAAUUGUCACUAAUCAGUCGCGGGAAAAAGCCCUGACAAAUUUUUCACUGAUUUGAUAGUCUUUUUUACUAGUAUUCUUUGCCAAUCCAAAGAGGGCCUUGAGGUUUUACUCUUUCAAAGAACAGAAUUUCACUAUUAGGGCUCUUCUAGUUUGGCUGUUGAAAUGAGGUCUGUGAUGGGAUUUUCCUGAAAUUCGUUAGCUUUGAUUGGUUUCUUCCCGGGCUCUUCAAAUUAUCCCACCAUGGUGAGAGUUUGCCUGCAAUGUGGUGACAAAGGAUUUUCUAGUGCAUUGAAUGAAUGUGUGAAGUGUCAGAAAUAUUUUAUUCACAGAUAUUGCCUAGAUAAGUUACCAGAAAAACUCGAUGAAUUCGUCCAUUGGGUUUGUGAUAUAUGUGAGGUUGACUUGUCAAAGGAAUUACCUUCCAUGAAAUUUAACCCUGUUCAAGAUGAGGAAAGGGUCCAUACUGGCUUUAAAGAUGUUGAUGGACAGUUGACAGUCGUUGAAGGAGAAAGAAGAAGACCAAGACUGAGGCCGAAGAAAAAGAGUGUAGCACUGUUAGGACAGGAAGACGAUGAAAGACUUGAAAGUAGACCCUCUAGUCUACUUGAAGAUGUUGAACUGGCUAUGAGCUCUCCACUAUUAACAGGGUUGGAGAAGAAAGAGGGCUCUUGCUCAGCAACCAAGGUGAAAGAUCAUAGAUUUCAACUGGUUGAUGCAAGCACAGACCUAGAGCUAACAGAGAAAAGCAAUGGCUUGGAUACAAGCUCAAAAGAUAUUGAAGGAGAAGAGAUGGUUGUUGCCAGUAAAGGCAGAAAAAGAAAAAUACUGCAGCUUAGGGUUAGCCCCUCUGAGCAAGUUCAAGAUACUGUUUUGGCUACCAGUUCAUUGUCAACAGAUUUAAAGGAGAAAGAGGCCUGUUGCUCAAUAGCCGAGGUGGAAGAUCAUAGACUUCAAACUGGUGAUACAGAUAGAAAGCUGGAGCUGACAGAGAGAAGCAACAUAGAACAUGAGUUAUCUUCACUACAUGAUGAAUUGACUUCCAAUUCUCCGUUGUCAGCAGAAUGCAAGGAGCAUGUGGGCUUUUGCUCAGUAGCCGAGGUGGACCAUAGAUUUCAUCUGGUUGAAGAAAGCACAGAGCUGGAGCUAGCAGAGAAAAGCAACAGUGCUCGUGAGGGAAGGAAUAAUACAACUUUAAAAGGUCUUGAAGGACAAAAGAUGGUCAUCACCAGCGAAGAAAGAAAAAGAAGAGGACCACAGCAUGGGCACACUGAGCAAGAUCAGCAUGCUGCUAGUGCUACCAAUACUCCAUUGUCUACAGAAUUAGAGAUGAACGAGACUUCUUGCCCAGCAGCCAAGGUGGAUGAUCAUGAGCUGUCUUCGCUCGAGAAGCUCAAAAAGGAGAGAAUGGAGGUUAAAUUUUCAUCAGCUAAUUUGCCACAAAAAGGUGCUGGGGAAUGCUUGGAGGGUUCUCAAUUAGCAUCAGGUCAUUUAGAAAAUAAUUUAACCGUUGACAAUCGUGAACAGGCAGUGCCACGUAUUGAGCCAAUCUGGAGGGGAAAUUUUGUCAUACUGAACAAGGAUUAUCAAGAAUUUGAUGAUGGAUUAGUAGCUCAUUUAUCUAGCAAAGCAUGUGAGAAAGUAUAUGAGGAGGCAAUCUUGUUGCCAUCAGCGCUUGAACUGGAAAUGCUUGCCAAAAUGGAUUGCUGGCCAAAGAGUUUUCAAAAAUCACAGCCAUCUGAUGACAAUAUUGCACUAUAUUUCUUUCCAUUGGAUAAAAGGUCUGAAGGGCUUUUUGAUUGUUUGGUUGAGGAGAUGAUGGACCAAGAACUUGCUAUGAAAGCAAUUGUCAAAAAUGCAGAGCUCUUGAUUUUUGCCUCUAAUGAACUGCCACUUAGUUACUGGAGAUUUCAGGGGAAGUAUUAUCUGUGGGGUGUUUUUAGGGGGCAACAAGCCCCUGCUUCCAAGGCGGAAGGAAUCCAUGAAGGCAUUGAAGAGGGAACAAAAACACUUGCGGGGGCCAAAAGUAAUGAUGCAGGAAGUCCUUUUGGUCCUUUGAGCAACAAUGGUAAUUUUGGGUCUGGCAAGUUUUGAUGUAUCAUUGAUUUCGCGUAGUAGUAUACGUUCUACUCGUAGUGAGGAUGCUUCCCCAUUUGUGGAGAAAAUUUUGCUACUCUUGGGCAUGAAUUAUGUCUAAGACCUUUUGAAGAUUUGGAGCUAGCAUGGGAUGGGGAAGAAUGACAAUAAAGAUUGUGGGAAGAAGAUAUGGCAUGAAAUGCUGUGGACCUUAGGCCUCUAACAAGUUCAUCAUCCAAUUACAAACUGUUCCAUUCAACUGGCCACUUCCCAUGCCAAUAAAAUUACUAGGGGAGUUGUAGUUAUUUUUCUCUAGAUCAACUGUAAAUGUACUAUGUUGUUGGGAUGUAUAAUAUAAAGAGAAAAUUCCACCUUUGGUUCACUUAAAUACUAGUACUGUUCAGAUUUUGAUGACA
This is a messenger RNA of Coffea eugenioides, 2579 nucleotides long. RefSeq lists its product as uncharacterized. The coding region runs from base 331 to 2181 and encodes 616 amino acids. NCBI's taxonomy places the organism in Eukaryota, Viridiplantae, Streptophyta, Magnoliopsida, Gentianales, Rubiaceae. The record is from RefSeq and is a predicted model, not a curated record. The transcript has 6 exons.